Molecule: messenger RNA, 3573 nt
Organism: Lucilia sericata (common green bottle fly)
Lineage: Eukaryota; Metazoa; Arthropoda; Insecta; Diptera; Calliphoridae
Product: protein dalmatian-like
Source: RefSeq, a predicted model, not a curated record
AUGAAUGGAAAAGUACAUAAAGUGCGUGUUAAUGUAAAAAAUAUGAAAAAAUCUAAAGAGGAAACCUCAAAAAUAAAUUCAAUUGAAUGUAAUGAUCAAACUGUAUCACCAAAAACUCGUUUAUGUUUUGUUAAAUUACGACGCACCCUCACUAACAAUACCAGCAGCAGCUCAUACAACAAUAUUAAUAACAACAACAACAACAAAACAUUGCAGGCACAAUCAAACAAACAAAAACAACAACAACCCCCUGAGGCUGAAGGUUUAAAAUCGCAAAGAUAUAAAAGAGCUGCAUUAAAAACUAAUGGUUUAGAGCCUAGAACUCCUAAAUCUAUAAAGAACUGUGUAGUUAAAUUAAAAAAUACACCUCAAAAAUCAAAUUCAAAAGUGGUGAUCGAAGAACCAUCAACACCCAACUCUGCCAAAAAAUGUGUAGUUAGAUUGAAAAGAACACCAGUUAUUGGAAAAGAAAAAGAUUUCGUUAUUGAACCAAAUACUACUAGAGCAUGUAUAUUUAACAAAAUCACUAAGGAAAUCUCCAAAAAUAAAGAAAUAGAAACAAUAAUACAUUCAAAACACAAUGGAGACCAAGAGACAAAUAAACUAGAAUCGGAAACAAUUAAUAAUAACACAGAAACCAAUAAUUUAGUUAAUCGUUUAAAACCUCAGAACUGUAUUAAGCAUUUCGCUAAAUUAUCCUUAAGACGAACAAAUGGACAAACAAAUAGAAAUCUAACAACAAAUUUGGAAGUAACACAAUUUGAACCUCAACAAAAUUCUACAAUUUGUUUUGAACCAGCAAGAAAUUCCACUUUAUUAGAAUUUGGUUUUACUAACGCCAAAGAUAAAGUAAAAUCCAAGCAAACUUCUAAAGACAAAUCUUCAUCUCAAAAUCUAGCCAAUAAAUCUGAAGAAAUAGUUGAUCUAUUAAAUUCUCUAGAUGAAGAUGAUGACCUUUUAUUAAAGUCACCAGAAAAGCCGAAUAAUGAACAGGAGGAAAUUAUGGAAAUACCAAACGAAAAAGAAGUUGAGGAAGGCAUUGCAACAACUCAAAGUAAUAGAAGUCCAGCAAAAAAUCACACCCAUAAAUUCUUUCAUCGUCAUAAAGAAGAUGCUGCAGAAAAUAUGACAAAAGCUUUUACUGAACCAAAACCUAAAUCGUCACCUGCAGCAGCUAAUGGCAAGAAACGACGUUUUUUGACAAAACGUUCUACUGUGGCAAAGCGAGAUAAUAUCUACGAAUUUUUAUCACAAUCUCAAACUUCCGAUUCAGAUGGUACAACAAAAAAUACCGAUCCCACAGCUGAUAUUAUUAAAAAACUUAUAGAUCAAGGAAAAGUACGUGUGGCCACAAAUUGUAAAGGAAAGGGUAAACCGGUAUUUAAACGCAAGCCGCCACCGCCCAAACAAAUGAAAAAACCCGUAGUCACUAAGGAACAUGCAGCUAUAAUAGAUGAUGAAGUUGAUGUAAUUCACAUGGAUGAUGAUUUUGAUAAUUAUGAACCACUUUUACCAGAUAAUGACGACAAUAUGGAAAAUCAAAGAAUUGAAACGGUUAAUAAGGCGUUAAACCAUAAUAACAAUAGACAUCAUGUAAAUGAUCAGGAAGGUACUUUUAGUCGCUUGGCUAGAAGUGUACUAAUAAAUGAAGCGGGACGUUCCGAUUUGCAAAGAAAAAAUGCUUCCUUACUAUUAGAAAUGGUAAAGAAAUUUGUUAGUACACCGAAAAACAAACAAAUGCCUUCAGCUCAAGCAGCCUUAGAAUCAGAAUUAUCUCCCAUUCCUAUACCGCCACUCAGGCCAGCAACAAAACCCUCACCUUGGCGCGUUGAUGAAGAUGCUUAUUUACCUAAAACUUUCAAUUUUGCUAGAAGUUCGGGAAAUUUGCCAUCAUUUUCUAGUGAUUUCAUACCAUCAACACCGAGAAAGAAAAACCGAAAAGUCAAGCGACUAAAUUCUAAAUUUUCUCCUAUAAUAGGUAAUCAAAAUACAUCCAAUGUAACACCUUUUCAAAGUCCUCUUCAUAAUAAUGUAGAAAACAUACAAGCACAAACAUCCAACGAAAAUUUGCCUGCACAAACACCUAAUCAAAAUGAACCAUCUGUUCUCUCAUCAUUUUCAUCCAACGAUUCAAAUGCAGAAAAUAUGCCACCACCUAGACCGUUACAGGAAAACAAUAAUGAGAAUGAAAAUAUAUUUGCUUUGAAACAACUUCCAAAUCCUCGAAGAGCCCUCAACUAUCGCAGUCCCCUGAAAGCCAUUAAUAUUUUAGAAGUAGUACACUUACCACCCUAUAAAAGUUCCAAUAAAACACCCAAUUCCAAGGAGCCGGCAACAGAAUCAAUUGAAAUGUUUGGUUUUGAAGAAAACUUAGGUGAUGAUUCUUUGCAAGUCGAUAAAAGUGUUGCUUCCAUUAGUGCUUCACCUCAAGCUGACAUUAAUAAAAUAACUAAAAACCGUCCUAAAGAAGACCUUUUCGGUUUUGAAGAUUUUCUAUCUCAAACUGAAUAUUCUAGCCAGGAAAAUGAUGAAACAAAUAACAAUGACAUUACAAACAAUAAUCAAAAUUUAACUAUACACGAUAAACUGCUAGAUUUACGUAAACUAAAACCUGCUGAAAACGAUAUUGAAUUAAGUAAACUUAAAGAAAAUAACAGAAAUCCUUUAAAAACCAUAUCUCUAUUUGAUGAAGAGGCUGCCUCAAAAGCAGAUGGCUUUAGACAAAGAGGUAUUAAAGAAAUGCUAUGCUCUACUCUGAUAAAUCCAAAGCCAUCAACUAGUAAGGAAGCUUUAAAGCAUUUAAAUAAAUCAAAUUGGAAACAUUCAAAAAGGCCAAAUUUUGGAGAGGAGUUAGAUUUAAGUGAACUCUUUAAAGAUCCUGAACCAGAAACAACUUUCAACGAAAUUUGCUAUAUUAAAUUGAACUUUUGCAACAAUUUUAAUUUGUUUGCAACUAGUUCAGAGUCAACAGGGCCGCAAAGAUUUAAGUUCUUCUUUGAUGCCCAUCGUACAUAUAUACGCCCCUAUAAGCGUAAGCGUCGUUUAAAGCAAAAUAAAUAUGUAAUGUUUUUAGACAGUGAUGAAUCCGACGACGAAAAUCAUUCGGCUGAGCAACAAAAGCAUCAACGUAGUCAUGAAACUGAUACUAGUUCGGAACAGGCUCCAAAAAAGAAACGUCAACGCAAAGAGCCCAAAGAAAAACCAGAACUUACUGAAUUCGUCGAAGAGUUUAAUGAAAUGUGCAAAGAAGUUGAUAGCUAUGAGUUAAUUGUGGAAAAGAGUGCAUGAGAAUUCAAUAAAGUAUGUAUACUUAAAAAUAUAUGUAUUUUAUUAAGAAAUCAUUUCAAAUCCUAUAAAUAUGUUUCCGUUUUAAAUUUUUGUUUAGUUUAAUACUUUUAUUUGCCUUAAAAAGGAUUAUUAUUUUAAAUUUAUGUAUUUCGAUUAUGUUUAGUUUAUUUUAGUUGAGCUGUGUUUCUGCAAUUUUAUUUUUUAAGUAUUUUUUAACCUAUUUUUCGUUUUGAGUGUAUGUUCCAGAAGAAAUAUAUUGAUUGAUUCAAUAUGCCUUAUUUCUAA